CGAAGCAAUUUCUGUUGGAUCUAAAACACUUCGCUCGUAUACAAGUUCAAAACCCUCGAAGCUUUCAAUCAAGCUAAAAUGGCCAAUUCAUCGCCGGCAGUUCUCCCAAUCUCUAAUUCUAAGCCCACCACCGCCGUGGCGUCUGGCGACACUGCUAUCGUAGGACCCACACCGGCUUUGCGUGCCCUCGUAAGCCACAUCACCGACACCGUACGCAACGGGCUCGCCAACCGCCGGCCAUGGACCGAGCUUUUGGACCGCUCCGCCUUCUCAAAGCCGGAGUCCUUCUCUGACGCCACCGUCCGCGUCCGCAAAAACUACACCUACUUCAAGAUCAACUACCUCUCCCUCCUCGCCGCCGUACUCGGGUUCUCUCUCAUAACUAAUCCCUUCUCUCUCAUCCUUCUCUCUGGGCUUCUGGCGGCCUGGCUCUUCCUAUACCUCUUCCGCCCAUCCGAUCCACCUCUCGUCCUCUUCGGUCGCCAUUUUUCCGAACGCGAAACCCUCGGUGCCCUAAUUUUGUCCACGAUCUUCGUCAUCUUCCUCACAAGCGUUGGAUCUGUUCUCGUCUCGGCAUUAAUGAUUGGCGUGGCUAUUGUCUGCGCCCACGCCGCUUUCAGGGUCCCUGAAGAUCUGUUCCUUGACGAGCAAGAUGCACCUACAACUGGAUUUCUGUCUUUCUUCACUGGGGGUGCACCCAAUGUAGGAGCUGCCAUUGUUGCUCCGGCCGUUGCUUCCAGGGUUUGAGCGUCAGAUCUGUGAUCUGUAAAACACUACUGCUGUCUUUAAUGGUAAAUCCUCUGAGGCCGUUCCUCGUAAAUUCUGGAAUUUAUAUACACAUGUUUUUAGUAUUUGAGUUAUAAAAAAAACUAAAUCAAGGAACAUAUGGUGAAAUUGCUGAAUAUAUGCAUGACUGAAACUGUUGUUAUGGGGAACAGAUGAUCAUAUUAUGGCAGAUCUAUGAAAUUGUUACUUUUGUGUAAUCUGGUUACAGUGACUUAGAUCUUUGUUAAUGGUUUUUAUGCAUUCUUUUAUUGUUCUUAAACAUUUGUUAAAUAGUGACACCAUUGUUCUAUCAUAAUGCAAAUGAAAUUCGGAUACUGUG
Molecule: messenger RNA, 1105 nt
Organism: Cuscuta campestris
Lineage: Eukaryota; Viridiplantae; Streptophyta; Magnoliopsida; Solanales; Convolvulaceae
Source: the annotation of a GenBank genome assembly